Molecule: messenger RNA, 1791 nt
Organism: Mus caroli (Ryukyu mouse)
Lineage: Eukaryota; Metazoa; Chordata; Mammalia; Rodentia; Muridae
Source: RefSeq, a predicted model, not a curated record
GCACCACUGCAGGCAGGCAGCCAGGAGCAGCUGUGUGGAAGCCAGGAGCAGCUUGGAGCCCGAGUGCACCAGGAAAGUGACUCGGGUGUAGAAUCGUCCGCCCAGAACUGCCCGUUGGCUGCACUGGGGCGACACCUAUGCAGUCGCCCAAGGACACAGAGCACGGACAGUCAAGCUCAGGGCUACUUAGAGGGAAACUCUGAAAGUUGCAAUCUAAGGUCAGCAGCCAGGACAGAUGACAAGUGAACGAGGCUGAAAUCAGGUGUGGGUGCGAAGCGGCAGAGUGGACUCAAAGGAGUUUGCCUCUGCAGUGAAGACAGCAUUAAGGAAUGAAAAGGGAGAUCGCUGGAUCGCCGGCUUGUACGGGCACCACAUGUCCACCCCCUGUAUCUAUUGAGCAUGCAGACAUCCGGGUCAAGAAUUACAGUGUGAACUCCAGGGAGAGGUAUGUCUGUAACUCUGGCUUUAAGCGGAAAGCUGGAACAUCCACCCUGAUUGAGUGUGUGAUCAACAAGAACACAAACGUUGCCCACUGGACAACUCCAAGCCUCAAGUGCAUCAGAGACCCCUCCCUAGCUCACUACAGUCCAGUGCCAACAGUAGUGACACCAAAGGUGACCUCACAGCCAGAGAGCCCCUCCCCCCCUGCAAAAGAGCCAGAAGCUUUCUCUCCCAAAUCAGAUACCACAGUGACCACAGAGACAGCUAUUAUGCCUGGCUCCAGGCUGACACCAUCCCAAACAACUUCUGCAGGAACUACAAGGACAGGCAGUCACAAGUCCUCCCGAGCCCCAUCUCUUGCAGCAACAAUGACCUUGGAGCCUACAGCCUCCACCUCCCUCAGGAUAACAGAGAUUUCUCCCCACAGUUCCAAAAUGACAAAAGUGGCCAUCUCUACAUCGGUCCUCUUGGUUGGUGCAGGGGUUGUGAUGGCUUUCCUGGCCUGGUACAUCAAAUCAAGGCAGACUUCUCAGCCGGGCCGUGUUGAGGUGGAAACCAUGGAAACAGUACCAAUGACUGUGAGGGCCAGCAGCAAGGAGGACGAAGACACAGGAGCCUAACCACACGAUUUCAGAAACUCAGGGAGACCUGCCCAGCUGAAUCUGAAGGGAAGAUACAAGGGCAGUUAGUCCAGCUGCACCUGGACACAGGAGAAACCAAAUGUAAUAAUAGAGGUCUCUGGUAUGAUCUGUUUUACUGAGCCUGGGUGCCUCCCAUAUGCAGGCCUGGAUCCCCGGUAUCCGGAAGGACAUCACCUUUCCUCCUGGUUCAUCACAGAGGCCAACUUCCCAGAGUACAAGCAGCCUGAGCUCUCCUGGGAGUCUCCAUUAAAAGCCUCGAGUUCCACUCAGAGAUUAACUCAAAGCAGCUGAUCUGCUAGACUCUCUUUUUCUAUUCCCUACUCUGAUUUGCAGUUUACAGAGAUUAACAAGGCUCCCAUUGUCUUCCAAGGCUCUUCUGGCACAGGAGAUGUCUGUAAAGAAGACAGCAACAUUUGAGCUCCUGAAGACAUGGCCCUUUGCUGCUUUGUACAUAUUGGAAGAGAGCAGAGAACAGAAGAAGAGAUACUGAGCCAGUGAACCCUUUUGUAUAGGAUUCAUGACAAAACCGAACUCAGUGACUAUGUAUGUGUGUGUGUGUGUGUGUGUGUGUGUGUGUAUGUAAACGUGUAUAUUUACAUAUACAUUUAUAUUUAUACUUUCUUUUCUAUUAUAUCUACAUAUUGUAUAUGAUUUAUAUUUGAAAGUGCUUUGUGUAGACAAAAUAAAAUAUUUAUUUUCAGUACAAAAA